CUAAGGCCGGAACUGAAAUCGCACUAGUUAUCCGUCAGCGUACGCUAACCUAAUUGCGGCGCAGCCGCUCCCUCGGGGAGGAACCGCGGCCGCAAUUCAUGGAACAGCACGUGGUGGAUGACGAGAGCGGCGCUUAUUCCGAAGGCGUCCCCUCGACGCCGGCUUCUCGGCCCUUAGCCGACGAUGUCUUGGCCAACUCGACCGCGAUCUGGGCAAGUUCGCGCGACGAGUCGCUGGCGCACAUCGAAAUCGCCGUUCUGGCGCUCAUCUUCACCUUCACCGUCGCGGGCAACGGCUGCGUUCUCGCCGCGCUGGCGGCGCGCCGCUGCAAGCUGACGCGAAUGUACUACUUCUUGCUUCACCUGUGCAUCUCGGACCUCACCACCGCCUUCUUCACGGUGCUUCCCCAGCUGGGCUGGGACGCCACCUACCGCUUCCGUGGCGGGGACGUCGCCUGCAAGUCCGUCAAGUUCGUCCAGCUGCUGGGACCGUAUCUGUCCUCCUACGUGCUCGUGGUGACCGCCAUGGACAGGUACCAGGCCAUCUGCUUUCCCCUGUCCAGCUGCUCCUGGACCCCGACGAAGUCAAAGAUACUCGUGUCGGUCGCCUGGGCAGUGUCGCUGCUGUGCUGCGUGCCGCAGGUGUUCAUCUUCAGCUACCAGGAGGUGUCGGCCGGAGUGUACGACUGCUGGGGCACCUUCAUCGAGCCGUGGGGUCUGCGAGCCUACGUCACGUGGUACGGCGUGUCGGUCUUCUUCGUGCCCCUGCUGGUGCUGUGCUUCACGUACGUGUGCAUCUGCCACUCCAUCUGGCGCAACCUGCGCCAGAAGAGGGAGAGCUCGAAGGCCGCGGACGGUGCCGCUACCACCACCGUAGUCGUGGACGGGCCCACGCGGGCUGUUCGCCGCGCCUUCCGCCUCAAAGGUGCCGCGCCAAACAGGGACAGCGCCGUGGCGCCCUUCAUGGCUCCUCGCAGCCACUCGGUGCGCGGACUGUCCCGCGCAAAGAUCAAGACGGUCAAGAUCACCGUCGUGGUCAUCGUGCUGUACAUUGCCUGCUCAUCGCCGUUCAUCUGCGUCCAAAUGUGGAUGUACUGGAGCCCGUACGCCAACAUUGCCGAUCCGUGGACGAAUGCCACGGUGACCAUUCUGAUGCUGCUCAACAGCCUCAACAGCUGCGUCAACCCGUGGAUCUACCUCUUCUUCAACCGGAACCUGUUACAAGCGCUGCGGUCGCGCGUGUGUCGCCAGUGCUCGUCGCACAAAGGCACCGACUCGAGCGCCGCCUCGAGCCUGGUCACUGCGCCCUGCUCGCGUCCCGCUUCGACCAGCAAAAGCACUUCCUCGAAGCACGUGACCUUUUUGAGGUCACACACUGCCCGCGGUGUCGGACGAAAAGUGUAGCGGCAGUCAACGCCGGCACGU
This is a messenger RNA of Dermacentor albipictus, 1424 nucleotides long. Its product is annotated as oxytocin receptor-like. Gene Ontology annotation, cellular component: plasma membrane. The record is from RefSeq and is a predicted model, not a curated record. Gene Ontology annotation, molecular function: peptide binding; vasopressin receptor activity. Gene Ontology annotation, biological process: cellular response to hormone stimulus; G protein-coupled receptor signaling pathway. NCBI's taxonomy places the organism in Eukaryota, Metazoa, Arthropoda, Arachnida, Ixodida, Ixodidae.